CUCAGCCGGCGGCCUAAGACCGGGGCCGCCCCUAUCCCCGAGAGCCGGCAGGGGUCUGGGAGGAGGAGCAGAGCGCAGGGAGACGGCUUCGCUCUCGGCCCACCGCGGAGGUUGCGGCCCCCCCAUAAACUAGCAGGCUUCUCGGGCCCCAGCCUGCCCUCGGCAUCGCCACAGCGGGCCUAAUAUGGCGGCUCGAGCCGGGACCUCCCGGGUGUGCAGAGAACCGGGCCGAGGUCCGGGGCCAGGAACUGCUCCCGGCAUUCCUCGCGGGCGUGGUGUGGGCUCCCUUCCGCCUUCUCCAGGUCCCGCGAGAGGGAGAUCCUGGGGCUUUGAGGUAGCAUGGCCCAGGGUCUGAUUGAAGUGGAGCGAAAGUUCGUUCCCGGCCCUGGCACAGAGGAGCGGCUGCAGGAAUUGGGGGGUACCCUGGAGCGCCGAGUCACUUUCCGAGACAGCUACUAUGACACCCCUGAGCUGAGCCUCAUGCGGGCUGACUACUGGCUCCGACAGCGAGAGGGCAGUGGAUGGGAGCUCAAAUGUUCCAGAGCAGCAAGUGUCUCAGGACCCCACACUGAGUACAUGGAACUCACAGCUGAGCCUGCAGUUGUGACCCAGCUCUGUGAGGUGCUGAGGGCUGAAGUCCCGGGAGCUGGAGGCGUGGCUGCUGUGCUGGGCCCUCUAGGGCUGAAGGAAGUAGAGUUUGUGACUAAGCGUAGUGCCUGGAAAGUGGUGCUGCACGGAGCUGAUGAAGAGGAGCCGCCGCUCAGGGUGGAACUGGAUACAGCUGACUUUGGCUACGCUGUGGGUGAGGUAGAGGCCCUGGUGCAAGAGGAGGCUGAAGUCCCAGCUGCCCUAGAGAAGAUCCACAGCCUCAGCAGCAUGCUUGGUGAGGGAGACAGACGGCGGGCACCUGCCAAGCUGAUUGUGUACCUACAACGCUUCCGGCCUCAGGACUAUCAGCGCCUGCUAGAAGUGUACAGCUCCAAAAGAGAAGCCUUAGGGGGACUGGAAGAUCCAGACGUGACAUUGGGCUAG
Balaenoptera musculus (blue whale) is the source of this 1032-nucleotide messenger RNA. It is a transcript of the gene THTPA, whose product is annotated as thiamine triphosphatase. Gene Ontology annotation, molecular function: thiamine triphosphate phosphatase activity; magnesium ion binding. NCBI's taxonomy places the organism in Eukaryota, Metazoa, Chordata, Mammalia, Artiodactyla, Balaenopteridae. Gene Ontology annotation, biological process: thiamine diphosphate metabolic process; thiamine metabolic process; dephosphorylation. The record is from RefSeq and is a predicted model, not a curated record.